Hirundo rustica (Barn swallow) is the source of this 2420-nucleotide messenger RNA. It is a transcript of the gene EOMES, whose product is annotated as eomesodermin. The record is from RefSeq and is a predicted model, not a curated record. Bases 1 to 1989 code for a protein of 662 amino acids. Gene Ontology annotation, biological process: positive regulation of DNA-templated transcription; endodermal cell fate specification; regulation of transcription by RNA polymerase II. NCBI's taxonomy places the organism in Eukaryota, Metazoa, Chordata, Aves, Passeriformes, Hirundinidae. The transcript has 6 exons. Gene Ontology annotation, cellular component: nucleus. Gene Ontology annotation, molecular function: RNA polymerase II cis-regulatory region sequence-specific DNA binding; DNA-binding transcription factor activity, RNA polymerase II-specific.
AUGCAGCUGGGUGAGCCGCUGCUGACGGCGGCGGGGGCCCUGCCGGGCGCCCCCUUCUACCCGCUGGAGGGCGGCGGGCGCGGCGGAGCAGCCGGACCUGCAGCCGGGACGGGCGCUGCCGGCGGCUCCCGCGGCCCGCCCGGGCCGGGAUCGCCGCCGCGCCUCGACCUGGACAAGAUGCCCAAGAAGUUUGGGGCGGCCCCCGCCAUCCUAGGCGAGGCGGAGGCCGUCGAGCCGCCCUUCGCCGCCCCCAAGCCGGACGGCCGCAAGGCCACGCCGUGCGGGGACGAGGAGCUGCCCCCGGCCGCCGCCGCUCGCUACUCCAUGGACAGCCUGAGCCCCGAGCGCUACUACCUGCAGUCCCCCGGGCCGCCCGCGGCCGACCUGGGCGGGCCCUGCGCCCUGUUCCCGUACCCGCCGGCGGCGCAGCACGGCUCCGUCUACCAGCCUGCCGGCGGGCCGCGCUACCCCUACGGCUCCGUGCUGUCCCCGGGCGGCUUCGCGGGCGCCGUGUGCCCGCCCGGCGGCCGGGCGCAGUUCGGAGGCGGCGGCGGCUACCAGUACGGGCAGACGACGGGCGGCGGACCCCUGUACGGCCCUUACCCGCCGGCGUCGGGCUCCUGCGGCGGCCUCGGGGCGCUGGGGGUGCCGGCCGCCGGCCCCGGGAUGCGGGCGCAGGUCUUCCUCUGCAACCGGCCCCUCUGGCUCAAGUUCCACCGCCAUCAGACGGAGAUGAUCAUCACCAAGCAGGGCCGGAGAAUGUUUCCCUUCCUGAGCUUCAACAUCACCGGCCUCAACCCCACGGCCCACUACAACGUUUUCGUGGAGGUGGUGUUGGCCGACCCCAACCAUUGGCGUUUCCAGGGGGGCAAGUGGGUGACCUGCGGCAAAGCCGACAACAACAUGCAAGGCAACAAGGUCUACGUUCACCCUGAGUCGCCAAACACCGGGGCUCACUGGAUGCGGCAGGAGAUUUCUUUCGGAAAGCUGAAGCUCACGAACAAUAAAGGCGCUAAUAACAACAACGCGCAGAUGAUAGUACUUCAGUCGUUACACAAGUACCAGCCACGUCUUCACAUUGUGGAAGUGACUGAAGAUGGUGUUGAAGAUCUGAACGAUUCCUCAAAGACUCAAACAUUUAUCUUCCCCGAAACACAGUUCAUAGCAGUUACAGCAUAUCAAAACACUGAUAUUACACAGCUCAAAAUCGACCAUAACCCUUUUGCAAAAGGUUUCAGAGACAACUAUGACUCCAUGUACACAGCUUCUGAAAAUGACAGAUUAACUCCAUCUCCCACGGAUUCUCCUAGAUCCCACCAGAUCGUCCCUGGUGCCCGAUACAGUGUGCAGCCAUUCUUCCAGGAACAGUUUGUCAACAACCUGCCCCCGGCCAGGUUUUACAACGGUGAGAGAACCGUUCCUCAGACAAACGGCCUGCUGUCCCCGCAGCAGAACGAGGAGGUGGCCAGCUCUCCUCAGCGCUGGUUUGUGACGCCCAUGCAGCAGCCCAGCGCCAACAAACUGGACAUGAACUCCUAUGAGACGGACUAUUCUCACAGCACCUUGCUCCCUUACGGCAUUAAAUCCCUUCCCCUUCAGACAUCCCACGCUCUGGGAUACUACCCCGACCCGACAUUUCCAUCCAUGGCAGGCUGGGGGAGCAGGGGCUCUUACCAGCGAAAAAUGACGACAGCACUAACUUGGACCUCGAGAACAAGUCCUCCGGGAUUCACUGAAGACCAGCUUUCCAAGGACAAGGUGAAAGAAGAAAUUGGCUCCUCCUGGAUAGAGACUCCACCCUCUAUAAAGUCUCUAGAUUCAAAUGAUUCUGGGGUCUACACAGGUGCUUGUAAGAGAAGACGGCUUUCCCCUAGCACUUCCAGCAAUGAAAAUUCCCCAACCAUGAAAUGUGAGGACAUUAAUGCUGAGGACUAUAGCAAAGACACUUCGAAAGGCAUGGGCUACUAUGCUUUCUAUACUAGUUCUUAAAACAUCUUUUUUAUUCCAAUUGGCUGACUUUUUUUUUUUUUUUCAGGGUGGCCUUGGGUUUUUUUUGCAUUACAAUUGCCAAAAAGACUCUUGCCUUCCACCUUGAGUUGUUGUGUGCAAUUCUAAAGAAGGUGCCAAAGCUUUUUGACUGUUGCAGGUAACAAAAGUAGGGAAAGAGCAAACCAUGGGACAAUUCUUCCCCUUGUUUAGAAGGAACCCUAUGCACAAGCUGUGAGGACUAGUGUCUAAAUAUGUGGCAUAUUUAUUUGAGACACUAAAGUAUACAGUUUGGGUUGGCUCAGAAGCCUGAUCAAAUCUAUGCAUUCGUGAGCAAGGAAAGAGGGGGUGGGAUCCCAAAUUAAGUUUUCUUCCCUGCUUGAUAAGAGAACUGGGUUGCAGGGAACUGCACAAAUGCUAUGUUCUGCUUUAAA